This is a messenger RNA of Rhododendron vialii, 579 nucleotides long. RefSeq names its product cell wall / vacuolar inhibitor of fructosidase 2-like. The record is from RefSeq and is a predicted model, not a curated record. Gene Ontology annotation, molecular function: enzyme inhibitor activity. Bases 1 to 579 code for a protein of 192 amino acids. Lineage: Eukaryota; Viridiplantae; Streptophyta; Magnoliopsida; Ericales; Ericaceae. The transcript has a single exon.
AUGGCUUAUUUUCUCCCUUCUCCCCGCCUCUACAACUUCUUCUUCCUCCUCUUGUUCUUCUGCUGCUGUUUUUUCACCCUACUUAUAAAUCCCACGUCCUCUCAUCCAACACAACCGACAUCCGAGCUCGUCGAGAGCGUCUGCAACACCACCACCAUCUACGAAUUCUGCGUGGACGCUCUCUACUCCAACCCGCGAACGCCGACAAUCCACGACCCCUACAGUCUCGCCUACAUCUCAUUCACCUUGGCUAUCGUCAAUGCCACCGACGCGAGACUCAACAUGCAAAUAUUGUUGAAAAGCAACAGCAGCCGCAGCUUGUACUCGAAGCCCUUGAGGAGAUGCGUGCAGCUGUACGGGGAAGCCGCAGAGACUCUGGGAAGAGCCUUGAAUGACAUGAACUCGGAUGAUUACUACGACCUGGCCCCGUACGCUGCCGACUGUACUCGGAAGGCUGACAACUGCCAAGCCGCCUUCGGGGGCAGAGCCACUGACUCCCGUUUGUCUCGGAUGAAUCGAGACUUUCGGGGGCUCGCCGAGAUCUGUAUCGUCGUCUCCAAUAUUUGUUAUCCUGGCUGA